AUGAAGGUUGGCUUGAUUGCUUCGUGCUUGUUCGCUGUUCUGAGUGCGAGUGCCCCAAUUAUGGAUCAGAUGCUAGAAUCUCAGGCUCACAGUUUCUUCAAAAACGGCAACAAGGCCACCGAUGAACUGGACAAAGCUACAACUGAUGUGCAUAACGUUCUUCGCCAAAAUUACGGCUGGUUUCAAAGUCUUGGCAAGCGUGACAUGGAUGAACCUACAACUGAAAAGAUUGACAUGGAUAAGGCUACAACUGAUGUGCAUAAUAUCCUCCGCCAAAAUUACGGCUGGUUCCAAAGUCUUGGCAAGCGUGACAUGGAUGAACCUAUAACUGAAAAGGUUGACAUGGAUAAGGCUACAACUGAUGUGCAUAAUAUCCUCCGCCAAAAUUACGGCUGGUUUCAAAGUCUUGGCAAGCGUGACAUGGAUGAACCUACAACUGAAAAGGUUGACAUGGAUAAGGCUACAACUGAUGUGCAUAAUAUCCUUCGCCAAAACUAUGGCUGGUUCCAAAGCCUUAAGCGCGACAUGGAAAACUAG
Molecule: messenger RNA, 537 nt
Organism: Aspergillus tanneri
Lineage: Eukaryota; Fungi; Ascomycota; Eurotiomycetes; Eurotiales; Aspergillaceae
Exons: 2
Coding region: 1-537 (178 amino acids)
Source: RefSeq, a predicted model, not a curated record